Messenger RNA from Oikopleura dioica, 1170 nucleotides. The record is from the annotation of a GenBank genome assembly. Lineage: Eukaryota; Metazoa; Chordata; Appendicularia; Copelata; Oikopleuridae.
AUGAGCCGGCCACUAGUGGCACUGCUGGAUGGCCGCGACUGCUCGAUUGAAAUGCCGAUUCUGAAAGAUGUGGCGACGGUUGCUUUUUGCGAUGCUCAAAGCACCUCCGAAAUCCACGAAAAAGUCCUGUCGGAAGCAGUCGGUGCGUUAGUUUGGCACAAUAUCUCACUGCGCCGCGACGACUUGGAGAAGUUUAAAGCGUUGAAGAUUAUCGUCAGAAUCGGCACUGGGCUGGACAAUAUUGACAUUCCUACGGCUACAGAUAUGGGGAUUUCUGUCAUUUCUGUCGGCGGGGCGUGUACGGAAGAAGUGGCGGACACGACGAUGUGCCACAUUUUGAAUUUGUACAGAAAAGUUACUUAUUUACAUCAGUCCAUUACGCAGAAAGGAAAAAAGCCUCAAAAUGCGGAACAAGUGCGAGAACUGGCUGAUGGUUGUAUGCGCAUUCGAGGAGAGAAACUCGGAAUCAUCGGCCUUGGCGCUAUUGGAACUGCAGUGGCGAUAAGAGCAAAAGUAUUCGGCUUCAAAAUUAUCUACUACGAUCCACACAUUCAAGACGGCAAGGGCCAAGCGCUCGGACUUCAGCGAGCACGAUCACUGCAGGAUUUACUGUACGAAGCCGACUGUAUUUCGCUCCACGCAAGCUUGAAUGAAAGCAGCAGGAAUAUGUUCGACGUUUUUGCUUUCCAGAAGAUGAGAAAGGGAGCGUUUUUCGUCAACACCGCCAGAGGAGAACUGGUCGACGAAGCCGCUCUCGCUGCAGCGUUGAAGAGUGGCCAAGUCAAAGCAGCAGCGAUUGAUGUCCUGAGCUCCGAACUUUUCGAUUUUCAAAAAUCGCCGCUUCGAGAUUCCCCAAAUCUAUUCGUUACUCCCCACAGCGCUUGGUACAGCGAUCAAAGUCUAAAAGAAGUCCGCGAAAACGCGGCGACAGAGAUGCGCCUCGCCUUGCAUGGAUUAGACAACCCAACAGCUGAGAAAAGUGUAAAUUGUGUGAAUAAGAAAGAGUUGCUGAACCAAUCCCUCGGAUCCGCCGCCUCCCGCCUCCUCCCGUCCCAAUUAUCGGCCCUUUCGAAUUGGGAAAAUCUCCCGCCUGGUUUAGCGCAGCGCUUCGGGCAGCAAGCGAUGAACUCUGUAGACUCAAUGGACGUAAAGCCGGACUCAAACAGCUGA